Molecule: messenger RNA, 2487 nt
Organism: Diceros bicornis minor
Lineage: Eukaryota; Metazoa; Chordata; Mammalia; Perissodactyla; Rhinocerotidae
Gene: BATF3
Product: basic leucine zipper ATF-like transcription factor 3
Exons: 3
Coding region: 1806-2171 (121 amino acids)
Biological process (GO): regulation of transcription by RNA polymerase II
Cellular component (GO): nucleus
Molecular function (GO): DNA-binding transcription factor activity, RNA polymerase II-specific; RNA polymerase II cis-regulatory region sequence-specific DNA binding
Source: RefSeq, a predicted model, not a curated record
CCCCUCCGCUGGUGGAAACCCCUCGCCCGCAUCCAGUCCCGCGCUGUCCCGGCAACAUUUCCAACUGCGUACUCUGAGACAAUGUUGCCCGCAGGAACGGCCGUCCGAGAACUUCCCGCUCAGGUUCUUCAGGACUGAGUCUUUUCGUCGUUAUGCCCCUCUUCCCAGUUCGGUGCCUGGCCCGUAGUGUCAUCGGGUGACGCUAGAGAGUCACACGGAUCGGAGUUUGGGCCUCGAAUUUGCCACACACAGACUGAGUAGCCUUAGGCAACUUGCUUAACUUCUCCAAGCCUCAGUUUCCCUACCUGUAAAAUGCAUAUAAUAAUCUCAACCUCUCAUGAUUUUUAUGAGAACUAAUUGAGAUAUGGUUAAUAAUAUGUUAAUCCCCACUUCCUGUCUUGAUUAAACGUUUCUGCUGGGCUGUCGGGGGGACCAUGUGAUAGGUGAUCAAUCCAGUUUAGCGUCAGCUCCCAGAGGGCAGCAUGCAGCCUGCUUCGUUGUGCCCUGUGACUUUCUGAUUAUGAACAGAGAGGCAUGAUUUGGUGACAGGCACUGUGGGGGACUGGUUAAAAAGUAGCAGCAACCUCAACAGACGUUAUUGAGGGCACACAGGGUGCUAGGAGCUAGGAUGAAUUCGCCUUUUCUCUUCUGCCAGCCCCAAGCAUUAGGCUUUUAGAAUGAUGGCUGCAGAGAUUACUGACUGUUUGUUCAGGGCGUGGAUCUCCCGUGCCCAGGACAGUCCCCUGGCACAUGGCAGGAACUCAGUUAAUACUUAUUGAAAGAAUGAAUGAAUCACACAAUAAAUGAGAAAACUGAAAAUUCAGAGAAUUUAAGCCAUGUCCCCAAGGCCAAGUUGACAGUAAGAGACAAAACCAGAAGCAUGCAUUUCUACACUAAAGUUCUGUCCUCGACACCACAUUUCCCCUCUGUGGUCUUCUUCUGGUUGUGUUUACCAAGACCUCUUUGCCUCUAAAAGACUAUGUUUUAACACCUUGUCUGUUUCCUUGAACACUGUCUCCAGGCCUCUUCUAUGUGUUAUAUUAUUUCUGUAUAUGGUAUUCAUUCUCCUUUUAUCGCUUUAUAUUCUUGGAUAUGCUGAAAAUUCUUUACCGGGCUGUAACUCGGGGAGAUGAUAUUUGUCCCUCUUGUUUGGAAUAUGAGACUAGAUAAAAUGAUAACUGAAAAUAUCCAUUGUUUUAUGUUAUCUGAUUUGCUUUCCAUUAAUAUUAAUAAUUGAGUGGCUUUCCUGUGUUUGUAUCCCACUAACCUCUGGGCUUUUAAACUCUUUAAAGGUAGUAUUUCUACCCCCCACUCCUUAGUAUCUUCUCACAGGGUUCUGGAAGCAAAUACUGCUUUACUUCUCCAUGUUUUCUAUAACUGAAUGGAGUGUUUUUACCAUGGUAGGUGCAUUUUUCUGCCGGCCUGUUUCAGGAUAACUCUUGAAGGAUUUGACUAGGUUUGGUUAAAUCUCUUAUAUAGCCAAGAACUUUCAAGACACAUCAUAAAUGUGCUUUCUGAUUUGCUCUGACCUGUGAAAGAAAAUGUUAGUCAAGCGUUGUUCAAAUGAGCAUAUUGCCUGUAGUGUUUCAGAUCAUUUGAGGUGUUGAUAGAGUGAUGGGGUUGCAAUUAGUUGUGUGUCAUCACGAUUUGCACACCAUAUCAAGAGUACCUGUUUGUGUAUGGUAAUAGAAGGCCUGGCACAUAACAAGUUCCACAUCGCAGAUGCCUUCUGCCUUUCCCCUUCUCAGAUGAACAACGUUGACACCACAACUCUUCCAGGCUCACGCCCUGUGGGGUAGAGGUUUAUGAACGUUGGUUUGGAGUCCAACAGACCUGAGUUCCACUUCCCAUUCACCCACUUACUAGCUGUGAUACCUGGAAGCCCUGAGGAUGAUGACAGGAAGGUCCGAAGGAGAGAAAAAAACCGAGUUGCUGCUCAGAGAAGUCGGAAGAAGCAGACCCAGAAGGCCGACAAACUCCACGAGGAAUAUGAGUGCCUGGAGCAAGAAAACACAGUGCUGCGGAGAGAGAUCGGGAAGCUGACAGAGGAGCUGAAGCACCUGAGCGAGGCCCUCAAGGAGCAUGAGAAGAUGUGCCCGCUGCUGCUGUGCCCCAUGAACUUUGUGCCCGUGCCGCGGCCGGACCCUGUGGCUGGCUGCCUGCCCCGAUGAAGCCCAAGGACCAUCCUCCUCUGCCGGGUGAGGAGCCUUGGUCUUUUUUACACCUGGGAGGAGGGCUCUAUCCGCAUCUUGUGUACACAGGGACCUGUGGCCAGGCCACCUCCUCGGAGCUCCGGCCGUGUCCUCAGCAGACUGGGCUCAGCCAGACACUCCCACAGGCACCUGACUCUCAGAGCCUCGAGUGGAUCCAGGCAGGGAGAGCACCCUCAGGAGUCACUUUUUAUCCACUUUGGCAGCUAGUAGGUUCCGCUGUUAUGCAGAAUCAUUUCCUCUGGAAUUUGGGUAAUAAAGAUGAUUAUCAUCUCUC